Messenger RNA from Fusarium subglutinans, 2538 nucleotides. Its product is annotated as glycosyltransferase family 1. Bases 1 to 2538 code for a protein of 845 amino acids. NCBI's taxonomy places the organism in Eukaryota, Fungi, Ascomycota, Sordariomycetes, Hypocreales, Nectriaceae. The record is from RefSeq and is a predicted model, not a curated record. Gene Ontology annotation, biological process: carbohydrate metabolic process. Gene Ontology annotation, molecular function: hexosyltransferase activity; UDP-glycosyltransferase activity. The transcript is spliced from 11 exons.
AUGUCUGUAAACACAACAGACGAUGCACGGCGGAGGGCCCUAGGCGAAAAUGGCGCCCUUUUCAUCAAAGGCCACGGUACUCACCUGGAUACCGCAGCAGCUGUGAACGAUGAGGCCCGUAUCGACUUGACAUUUGACGGCAAAAGCUCUCUACAAAAUGUCCUGCAAAACGCGAUGCCACCUGAGUCCUACACGAGCAACGCCGCGAUUGUUGGCAGCCGAGGCGACGUUCAGCCCUUUAUUGCACUCGGCACAGAACUACAAAAGCACGGGCAUCGGGUCCGCAUUGCUACCCACGAUGUCUUUGCCGACUUUGUGCGACAGUCCAACCUCGAAUUCUAUCCCGCGGGCGGAGACCCUUCGGACCUCAUGGCAUAUAUGGUGAAGAACCCGAGCCUUGUCCCCUCUGUAUCUUCGCUUAUGGCUGGCGACAUCAGCCGCAAGCAGGAUAUGGUCGAGGAGAUGCUAGGCAAGUUUUGGCUGUCGUGUAUCGAGCCCGAUCCUAUCUCGGGAGUCCCCUUUAUUGCUGAGGCUAUAAUCGCAAACCCUCCAAGCUUUGCGCAUAUCCACCUAGCAGAAGCCUUAGGCAUUCCACUGCAUCUUAUGUUCACUAUGCCUUACAGUCCCACCAGGGCUUUUCCGCAUCCGUUAGCGAAUAUCAAGCAGUCAAAUCUCGAUCCGAAGUUGACAAACUACUUGUCAUAUGGGAUGGUGGAGACGCUGACAUGGCAAGGGCUUGGAGACAUAAUCAAUGAUUGGAGGAGAGAAACACUGAAUUUGGACCCCGUGUCGUCUUCUAACGCACCCAGCCUUCUCAGCACCCACCAGGUGCCAUAUACGUACUGCUGGUCUCCCGCCUUGGUACAGAAGCCCUUAGACUGGCCGCCUUAUAUCGAUGUGUGUGGCUUCUUUUUCCGGGAGGAACCACAAUACAGCCCGCCCGAUCAUAUUGCCCAAUUCCUGCAGGCAGGGCCAGCACCUAUUUAUAUCGGCUUCGGAAGUAUUGUCAUGGAUGAUUCAGCAAGGAUGACCGAUCUGAUUUUAGCAGCGUUACAAAGGUCCGGCGCCCGCGCCAUCAUCUCUAAGGGAUGGGCCAAACUUGGUGAAGGCCGCAGCGCCGAAAACGCCAUAUUUAUCGACGACUGCCCUCAUGAAUGGCUUUUCAAACACGUUGCGGGUGUAAUACACCAUGGCGGAGCUGGGACAACGGCUUGUGGGCUUCUCAACGCUUGCCCUACCUUCAUCGUCCCUUUCUUUGGGGACCAACCGUUCUGGGGAUCAAUGGUAGCCAAAGCCGGCGCUGGCCCAUUCCCGAUCCGUCACAAGGAGCUCGAGAUUGACAGUCUCACCAAGGCUAUCGAGACGCUGGUUGCGCCCGCUACAAAGACGGCCGCACUCCGCAUAUCGCAAACCAUGCGAACCGAGAAUGGCGUCGCACAGGCCGUGCAGUCCUUUCACCACCAUCUCCCGCGGGACACGCUUACGUGCGACUUGUUGCCCAGCGAGGCAGCCGCCUGGAUAUACGAUGCUAAGCGAUUGGACAAGAAAACCAGGAAGAGGUUCAAGAAUGGGCUGAGGCUGUCUCCCAGGGCCUUGAGCGUCCUUAGUAACCGCCAAAAGAUCGACUUGACCAAAAUGCAGCUAAAUCGCCCCAAGCCGGUGGAUAUCGAAAACCGGCGAUGGGAUCCCUUGACCGCAACGUCAUCGGCCCUGCUAGGUUCGCUCGUUGAAUUCUCAAAGGGCUUCGGAAGCCUGAUGUCCGCCCCCGUCAUCAAGGUCCGACACGAGACUGCAAACCGGGAGAAAAGACACGCCGCAAGAGCAGCACUCAAAGCUGAGUCCCGGAGUAGAUCGCCUGCAAACUCCACUACAACCGAGGACCCCCAAGAGAGAAGUCUGGUAGAAGCAAAAUUGAAACCAGACCGAGAGGUAUCAACGUCGUCAAACGCCGGAAAAUCCGCCGGAAAGGGCAUCUCCAAGAUGACCAGCAGCGUUCUCAAGGGGUCGCUAGUUGAUGUGCCUCUCGCUCUCACUGAAGGCCUACAUAACCUGCCAGAACUAUACGGCGAAAAGGUCCGGAAGCAUGACAAGAUAACAGACUGGAAAAGCGGCACCGCUGAAGCUGGUAAGAACUUUGCGUACAACUUCCUGGAUGCCUCCUGGUGCCUGUUCAAGCAGCCCGCUGUCGGUGCAGUCAAGGGAGGCCCUGUGGGAUUGGUGACGGGUCUCGGCAAGGCAGGCUUCGGGCUGAUUGCCAAGCCCGGAAGCGGUAAGUCUUUCAACGUUCUGUUCCGCUUGUUUGGAGCAGGCAGUUUCGAAUCUUUGCUGAUGGGUUCGGUCUUGACUCGUUUAGCCAUGUUUGGCCUCCUUGCAUACCCUGCACUAGGCAUUUACAAGAGUAUUGUAGGAAGCCUUUCAAAGACAGAGAAGAAGGUCCUAGAGGCGCGGCUUGCGCACGAUAAGUACUUUGCCAAGAUUGACCCAAUCGAGGACCAAGAUAUUCAAGUAGUUUUGAGCUCAUUUGGGGUGGGAAAGUAG